GCCGCAGCUGUAUAGUUCUUGCUGAAAGUGGCUGGUUCCCAGUCUCGUAGUUACCAGACCCAUAAUCAUUCUGUAGGCCGCCUCCGCCAAAGCUAUCCCCUCCUCAAGCACAAGACAUGGCCGACCAAAUCGAGAAGGCGUACCAAAAGCAACACCUCUUCCAAAACACGAAGGCUCGUGCCGGGGGAAAGAAGGUUUCUACAAAGGAAAAGCGUUGGUUCAAGGACGUCGGUCUUGGAUUCAAGACCCCCGCCGAGGCGGUCAGUGGUAGUUACAUUGACCACAAGUGCCCCUUCACUGGUGAUGUCUCGAUUCGUGGCCGUAUCUUGACUGGCCGAGUUAUAUCCACCAAGAUGAACCGUACUAUUGUUAUUCGACGAGACUACCUGCAUUACAUCCCGAAAUACAACCGUUAUGAGAAACGACACAAGAACCUUGCUGCCCACAUCUCGCCUGCCUUCCGUGCGGAUGUUGGUGACAUUGUCACUGUUGGUCAAUGCCGACCACUUUCAAAAACUGUCCGCUUCAACGUUUUGCGAGUGUCGAAGAGCAAGGCAGCAAUCAAGGCUUUCGGCAAGUUCUGAGGAGUGGGCUCUGUGGUUGAGCUGUGGAGGUAUUUGGCCUAUUACAUAUGUCUGUAUUGCUGUCUAUCCAUGCCAUAAUGAAUGCACGAGACCUGGGAUCUUCGUUAUGCACGUUCGCAAUACAUGUUUUUCUACAUUAGUGUGGCUGUGAGAUAGAGAUAAACGUGAUCGUGAACAGUUGAACCCGGGU
Molecule: messenger RNA, 774 nt
Organism: Somion occarium
Lineage: Eukaryota; Fungi; Basidiomycota; Agaricomycetes; Polyporales; Cerrenaceae
Source: the annotation of a GenBank genome assembly